Messenger RNA from Tilletiopsis washingtonensis, 813 nucleotides. RefSeq names its product putative NADH-ubiquinone oxidoreductase 24 kDa subunit mitochondrial precursor. The record is from RefSeq and is a predicted model, not a curated record. The coding region runs from base 19 to 813 and encodes 264 amino acids. The transcript has 5 exons. Lineage: Eukaryota; Fungi; Basidiomycota; Exobasidiomycetes; Entylomatales. Gene Ontology annotation, molecular function: NADH dehydrogenase activity.
UCCCUCUCCACCACAGCCAUGUCUCUCGCUCGCUCGCUCCUCCGCUCCGCCGCCGUCGCUGCGCGCGCGGGCACCGCCACCGCUGCGGCUGCGCCGCGCGCCGCCGUCGCCGUGGCGCCGCGCCGGACCUUCUCCAGCGCGCCCGUGUCGCGCUCCGAUGCCCUCAUGGUGCACCGCAACACCGACUACAACAACCCGUCGAUCCCCUUCGAGUUCGACGAGCAGACGCUGGCGCAGGCCAAGGAGAUCAUCUCGCACUACCCGCCGCAGUACAAGAAGGCCGCCGUGAUCCCGCUGCUCGACCUGGGCCAGCGGCAGAACAGCGGCUGGACGUCGAUCAGCGUGAUGAACUACGUGGCCGCGCUGCUCGAGAUGCCGCCGAUGCGCGUGUACGAGGUGGCCUCGUUCUACACGAUGUUCAACCGCGAGCCCGUGGGCAAGUACUUCAUCCAGAUCUGCACCACGACGCCCUGCAUGCUCGGCGGCUGCGGCAGCACAAAGAUCCUCGACACCAUCCAGGCGCACCUCGGCAUCCACGCCGGCCAGACGACCGACGACAAGCUCUUCACGCUGCUCGAGGUCGAGUGCCUGGGCGCCUGCGCCAACGCACCAAUGGUGCAGAUCAACGACGACUACUUUGAGGACCUGACGCCGGAGACGACGAUCAAGAUCCUCGACUCGCUGCGCGACGGCAAGGCCGUCAAGCCGGGCCCGCAGAGCGGCCGGCACUCGUCGGAGCCGGCAGAGGGCCGCACGGCGCUGACAUCCGAGCCCUACGGCCCGGGCAAGUUCUGCGUGCCCGAGUUCGCCUAG